Molecule: messenger RNA, 936 nt
Organism: Prorocentrum cordatum
Lineage: Eukaryota; Dinophyceae; Prorocentrales; Prorocentraceae
Source: the annotation of a GenBank genome assembly
AUGGAGGCAGCAAUCUCGGUGCCCUCGCUCCCCCGCGCUCCCCCGCGCACGCCCCCCGCGCGGUUCCCCUCGCGGUCGCCUGCCAUUCCGGGCGAGGGCGCUCCCGCGCUCCCCCUCGCCUACAACCUGCGUCAGUGCAGCCAGGAGCGCCGGCGCCUCGGGCCCGAGCCGAGGGAGCGGCGGGCGGCCAGGACCGCCUGCCAACCGGUGACCCAGACCGACCUGCUGGGCGGCAACGGCCGCUGGAGGCAGAGGAGGGCGAAGGAGCAGUGGGCCCUCGAACGGGCCGAGGCGGAGAGGCAGCGGCGGGAGCGCGAGGGCCUCGAGGCCGAGAGGAAGAGGAGGGCCGAGGAGCGCGAGGCCGUCCGGCGGAAGCAGCAGGAGGAGGACCAGCAGCGCCAGCGGGCGAGCGAGGAGAAGAGGCGGAGGGAGCGCCUCGCGCAGGAGGAGAGGGACAGGCGUGAGGAGGAGGAGAGGCGCCUGAAGGAGCAGCUCGAGCACGCCGAGUGGCUGGCCAGGCAGCCCAAGACCUGCACCACAUGCACGGGCUCCGGCAAGUGCCUCAACUGCGGCGGCAAGGGCUCGUACUUCACCAUGUUCCUGGCGCCCUCCGUGAGCCUGGAUGCCAUGAUGGACUUCGGCCGUGCGGAGCAGGGGUGUCCAGAGUGCGGUGGCUGCGCCCAGAACAUUCGCGGCGCCAUGGUGCAGGGCUCGGGCAAGUGCCUCAACUGUGAGGGCGUGGGCAUGGUGACCCCCGUGGUGGAGGGGGACAGGCGGAGCUUGACCAGGACCAAUACUCACACCAGCAUGAGAAAGACGCACACGAGCCUAGAUCUCCACAUGUACAGCCUGCGCAGUCCCGUGGCGGCGGAGAGCGGUCGCAGAUCUUGCCUCAGCCAGGCGGAAGCCAGCCGCAAAUCCCUUUUCAGCCAAUGA